UGAGAUGAAUCCGCCGCCUCCCCUCCCCCUGCCCCUGGAGUUCACUCAAGGGGGAGGGGGAUAACCAGGAUGGGCUUCCUGGAGGAGGUCGCUGGCAUCCUGAGGAAUGAGGAGGUGUUGAGAUGGAGGAAAGCUGAGUGAGCAGGGGGGCAUGUUGGUGCUGUAAGGAGCGAGUGGGGCCAGGGGAUGGGGAAAGGGAGGCAGAGCUGGACAGGGAGCACCCUGAUGUUGGGUGAGGAGUCUGCCUCGGAGACCACAGGAGAGAAGUGGUGUCCCUGCCCCUCCCCGGGAUGAAGAUGUGUUGAGUAGCCCACAUCUGUGAGCUCCCGUGUCACAGCCCACCCCUUUCCAGCUGUGUGACCCUGCGCAGGUCACUAUGCCUCUCUGAACCUGAGUUUCUUCAUCUGGAAACUGAGGCUUCCAGAGCUGUGGUGAGGAUUAAAACAGGGCUCAUAUGUGAAGUGCUUAGCACAGAGCGUGGCAUGCUGUAGGUGUUCAAGAGAAUGCUAGCUGUGAUCAUGUGUUCAUCUGCCGUGGAGGGCGAGAGAAACCCCUAGGCUUCAGGUGUACCCUCCUUCCCCUCCCUGAGAUCUGAGACCUCCCCAGGUCCCAUCCCAGAUCCCAGCCAACCCUGUCCAGCCAGACAAAUGUUUACCUGUUCCCAGGGCAGGUAGAGCUAGGAGUCUGCAGUGGGAGGGGAGGGGGGCGGGGAGAAGGGAUGGAUGCCCUGCCUCCUGGAGAACCAGGUGAUGAUGUAGUGGGUGUCCCCGCCCUCCUGCAAGGUAACCACAGGACAGACGGUAGCUGGACUCCCAGCUCCUUGCUGGGCCCCCUCAAGCUGGGUGCUAUGGUUAGAGUCUGUGCAGGGCACCCCGGGUCACAAGGGGACAUGGAGGAGGGCUGACACUGCCCCGGGGGAUGCUGGAGACCACAUUGGAGGGGACAGAAAAGUCAAGGGUGUUUAUCUUGGAGAUGGUACCCUCAGGGCAUCAUCCUCAAAGGAAGGCGAUCAUUCUAGCAGCCAGCAUUCCUUCAGCACCUUCUGUGUGCCAGGCCCUGCUUGAGUGCUUCACCGCAAGGACCUUGUCUAGUCCUCACACCCACCCGAUGCAGGAGGGACAACCCCGUCUCCAUUUUAGAGACAGGACGCUGAGAAGCAGAGCAGUGAAAUGACUUGCCAAGGAAGGCUGAGACUCAAACCAGGUCCGUCUGUCCUCAGAGCCUCUCAUUUCUAAGGAGCCGUCAGGAGGAAAGGGAGGUGAAGUUUUCUGCGUGGUUCUCAAGGGCCCUGGCAGCGGGUGAGUUUUGGUUCAGUAUAGGCAAGAGUUUCCAACAGCUGAGCUGGUCCCGGAAGUGUGGGUAGUGAGCACCCCAUCCUGGAGGUAUUCAAGCAGACAGAGCAGAGGUUGGAUUUGAUGACUUUAGAGUUCCAGCUUAACAGUGGGCUGUGAGGUGGCAGGGAUGAGUCAGGGGAGGUGUGUGUCUAGGAGAGGGGUGGCCAGAUGAAGACCAGUGGACACAGAGCAGAGGAAGGGGUGGAUCUGAGAUCCUUGUGGAGAAGAAUGGGCAGGAUGUAGUGAAUAAUGGGAGAGGAGUCACCUAUUCUCCUGGGCAAUGCUUUGGGGGUAAAAGGUUAGAGGCCAGGGUGCCCUUGAGAAUGGCCAGAUUCUGGGGGUCUCUGGAGGUCGUCUGGACCUUUUAGAUGCUGGUCGGCUAUAGAUAGGUGGCAGUCCAGUCUGCAGCUGGAGAAAGGGGCAGGACCAGAGAAGCAAUGCAAGCGGAACUCCUGGGCUUUGGCUAAGUAAUUUGGGGAAGCAGAUGAAGGCGUAGGUUGCCUGGCCCAAGAGGCAGGGACAGAGGACCUGCCACAUGCGACCUGGCCAAGAUGAGCUGCCCUGGUGUGGACCCAGCCCCAGGGAGGGCAGUGCUGCUGAAGAGGGCAGCACCUGCUAAGAGGGGGUGCUGGCAGCCUACAGGCCCUAUCCUGGUGAGGGGCCUGAGUGAGGUGGUCUAGAAUUGGAAAAAUGCAGGCACGUCUGAACCCUGAGGCCACCAAGUGUCGUGCCCAAGAUCCACCCUAACGGCUGAGUCUGUGUGCGAGUCCUAAGGUGCCCACCUUGCCGGUUUAGUAAUUAGGGAAAGGGAGAGGUGUGCUUGGGGCUGGUUGCCUGACUCCUCCUGCGGGACCCUCGUAUCCCCAUACACUCCUGGCACCCCUAGUCCUGGGUGCAGAGUUAUUCUAAACUCGCGCUGCUGGGAGAGGGAAGCUGGAGCCAGCAAAGGGGGGAAUGGCCCCCUUUUUCAGCCAUGCCAGGUGUGGGCCAGGAAAAAAGAGGGGGCACAGAGACAGGCUGGCCCGUUUCUCAGGCGCCGUGGAGGGCGCAGUUCAGAAUCCCGCGGAAACGAGCCCGGCUCGAGGCGAUUCCCCGGGGCAGGCUCAGCCUGCGGGUGCCUCGGCCUGGACCCCUGGGGGGCUGUCUCGCCGGCUAAGGCAGCUUCCUGCCGUGGGCCCUCGCUGGGGAUGGGCGAGCCCCUGCCUCCAAGCCCAGGUUAAAGACUAGGGACUUUGAACUUGCCGGAGAUUUGUAAAGGGCCAGCCCCCUCGGGGACAGUGACAACCCCCUCCCCCUCUCCCCGCAGCCUGGACCCUAGAUUACCCCCAUCGCCGGCUGGGCUCCCUGCCGCCCCCCUCGGCCGCAGGGUCGGGCGCCGGGCCCUUGCCACGAUCCCAGCGCUCCCCCAUCCCAGCCGGGCGCGCCGAUGGUACGUCCCGGCCCGCCCAGGUGGUAGCGCCCGCGCCGGCCUACCGUAAUUCCCCUACGUCCGGCGCCCCCAGCCGGCGCGAAGUCGACUGAGCCCGCCCCGCGGCUCCGGUCCCCCUCGCCCUGAGCGCCCUCCGGGGCUUUGGCAGUCUUAGCCGGAGCCCCAGCCACCGGGGAGGAGACCCAUGUCCCUAGGUAUGCCACCACGCCGACUGCCAGCAGCUGCACCGCCGGGGACCCCUCAACCUCUGCGAGGCCUGUGACAGCAAGUUCCACAGCGCCAUGCAUUAUGAUGGGCAUGUCCGCUUCGACCUGCCCCCUCAAGGCUCUGUCCUGGCCCGGAAUGUGUCCACCCGGUCAUGCCCGCCACGCACCAGCCCUGCAGUGGACUUGGAGGAGGAGGAAGAAAGCUCUCUGGAUGGCAAAGGGGACCGGAAGAGCACAGGCCUGAAACUCUCCAAGAAGAAAGCCAGGAGGAGACACACAGAUGACCCGAGCAAGGAGUGCUUCACUCUGAAAUUUGACCUGAACGUGGACAUCGAGACGGAGAUUGUACCAGCCAUGAAGAAGAAGUCACUGGGGGAAGUGCUGCUGCCCGUCUUUGAAAGGAAGGGCAUUGCAUUGGGCAAAGUGGAUAUUUACCUGGACCAGUCCAACACACCACUGUCCCUCACCUUUGAGGCCUACAGGUUCGGGGGACACUACCUGCGGGUCAAAGCCAAGCCAGGGGACGAGGGGAAGGUGGAGCAGGGCGUGAAGGACUCCAAGUCCCUGAGUCUGCCAAUCCUGCGGCCGGCUGGGGCCGGGGCCCCUGCCCUGGAGCGUGUGGACCCCCAGAGCCGCCGAGAGAGCCUGGACAUCCUGGCCCCUGGCCGCCGACGCAAGAACAUGUUGGAGUUCCUGGGGGAGGCCAGCAUCCCGGGACAGGAGCCCUCCACGCCUGCCAGCUGCUCUCUGCCUGGCAGUAGCAGUGGCGGCAGUGGGGGCAGCGACAGCUGGAAGAACCGGGCAGCCAGUCGCUUCAGCGGCUUCUUCAGUUCUGGCCCCAGCACCAGUGCCUUUGGCCGGGAGGUGGACAAAAUGGAGCAGCUGGAGAGCAAGCUGCAUGCCUACGGGCUCUUUGGGCUGCCCAGGCUGCCCCGGAGGCUGCGCUUCGACCAUGACUCAUGGGAGGAGGAGGGGGAUGAGGAGGAGGAGGACGAUGCCUGCCUGCAGCUGGAGGACAGCUGGCGGGAGCUCAUUGACGGUCAUGAGAAGCUGACCCGGCGGCAGUGUCACCAGCAGGAAGCAGUGUGGGAGCUCCUGCACACGGAGGCCUCCUACAUCAAGAAGCUGCGGGUGAUCACCAACCUGUUCCUGUGCUGUCUCCUGAACCUGCAAGAGUCGGGGCUGCUGUGUGAGGUGGAGGCGGAGCGCCUGUUCAGCAACAUCCCGGAGAUCGCGCGGCUGCACCGCGGGCUGUGGGCCAGCGUGAUGGCCCCGGUGCUGGAGAAGGCGCGGCGCACGCGGGCACUGCUGCAGCCCGGGGACUUCCUCAAAGGCUUCAAGAUGUUCGGCUCCCUCUUCAAGCCCUACAUCCGAUACUGCAUGGAGGAGGAGGGCUGCAUGGAGUACAUGCGCGGCCUGCUGCGCGACAGCGACCUCUUCCGGGCCUACGUCACGUGGGCCGAGAAACACCAGCAGUGCCAGCGGCUGAAGCUGAGCGACAUGCUGGCCAAACCCCACCAGCGGCUCACCAAGUACCCGCUGCUGCUCAAAUCGGUGCUGAGGAAGACAGAUGAGCCUCGCGCCAAGGAAGCCGUCAUCACCAUGAUUAGCUCGGUGGAGCGUUUCAUCCACCACGUGAACGCCUGCAUGCGGCAGCGACAAGAGCGGCAGCGGCUGGCAGCCGUGGUGAGCCGCAUUGACGCCUACGAGGUGGUGGAGGGCAGCAGCGACGAGGUGGACAAGCUCCUGAGAGAAUUUCUGCAUCUGGACCUCACAGCGCCCAUCCCUGGCGCCUCUCCGGAGGAGACUCGACAGCUGCUGCUGGAGGGGAGCCUAAGGAUGAAGGAGGGGAAGGACAGUAAGAUGGAUGUCUACUGUUUCCUUUUCACGGACCUGCUCUUGGUGACCAAGGCAGUGAAGAAGGCUGAGAGGACCAAGGUCAUCAGGCCACCGCUGCUGGUGGACAAGAUUGUGUGCCGGGAGCUUCGGGACCCUGGCUCCUUCCUUCUCAUCUACCUGAAUGAGUUCCAUAGCGCUGUAGGGGCCUACACAUUCCAGGCCAGCGGCCAGGCUUUGUGCCGUGGCUGGGUGGAUGCCAUUUACAAUGCCCAGAACCAGCUGCAGCAGCUGCGUGCACAGGAGCACCCAGGCAGCCAGCAGCACCUGCAGAGCCUGGAAGAAGAGGAGGAUGAGCAGGAGGAGGAGGAAGAGGAGGAAGAGGAGGAGGAAGCGGGGGAGAGUAGCACUUCUGCUGCCAGCUCCCCCACCAUCCUGCGCAAAAGCAGCCACAGCCUUGACUCCCAGCACUGUGCCUCGGACGGCUCCACGGAGACCCUAGCCAUGGUCGUGGUGGAGCCUGGGGAGACGCUGUCCUCUCCUGAGUUCGAGGGCGGCCCCUUCAGCUCCCAGUCGGAUGAGACCUCUCUCAGCACCACCGCUUCUUCUGUCACGCCCACCAGUGAACUGCUGCCCCUGGGCCCAGUGGAUGGCCGUUCCUGCUCCAUGGACUCCGCCUACGGCACCCUCUCCCCGACGUCCCUGCACGACUUUGUGGCCCCAGCCCCUAUGGCAGAGCCAGCACCCCGGCCCCCAGAAUUACCACAAGCCCCUUCACCUCCACCCUCGCCCCGCCUCUGCCGCCGAAACCCUGUCCAGCUGUUGCCCCGGCUGCCCCACCUGCUCAAGUCCAAAUCUGAGGCCAGCCUCCUCCAGCUGUUGUCAGGGGCCACCACCCCUGGAGCGCCCCAAGCCCCCAGCCGCAGCCUGUCGGAACUCUGCUUGGCUGCUACAAUUCCUGACACUAGAACCCAGGGCUCCCCUCAGGAAGCUGGGCCCAGCUGGGAUUGCCACGGGGCACCAAGCCCUGGCAGUGGCCCCAAGCUGUCAGAGCUGGCGUGCAAAAUCAGCUGCUCAGCUAGAGAGCCCGAAGAAGCCUCCAGGAGGAGCAGAGAGCUGCCCUCGGGGGCCUCGCCCAGGGUUCAGCCUGAGCCCCCGCCAGGGAUCUCUGCCCAGCACAGGAAGCUGACGCUGGCCCAGCUUUACCGAAUCAGGACCACACUGCUGCUUAACUCCACGCUCACUGCCUCGGAAGUCUGAGCAGAGGAGGGUCCUCAAGGGUGCCACUCACCAAGGGACAACAGACAGCAUGCCUCCUGGGACAUGCCAGCCCCUGGUCCAGCUGCUGCCUUGUGUGUGCCCGAGCCUCAGUGCCGGCCAGGACCCCUGCCACCGCCCUGGGGCCCAAUUUGCACUUUGCCAGACUGGAUGGAAGUGGAGGAGGGCUCAGCAGAGCCCCAGGCUGCAGUACCCCCUCAGGACUGCCUCCCGAGGGCCACCACCUUCACUAACCUGCCCCUGGCCCCUACCCCCAGCAGGGCCCCUGCCCACUAGUCCCUGAGGUCACCAGAUCCAGUCCUCCAGCUGGGCUCCAGGGCAGUCCUUCCCACCUCCGCCCUCAUCUGGCCCCAAAUGGGAUAUGACCCUGUCCUCACCGACUCCCUCCCAGCCCCGCUGGCCACCCCAGGCUUGGGUUGGGCUCUGUUGCAUAUUUAUUGAGCUUUUGAUUCUUUUAUAAAGACUUGUAUAUACUCCA
Molecule: messenger RNA, 6561 nt
Organism: Equus caballus (horse)
Lineage: Eukaryota; Metazoa; Chordata; Mammalia; Perissodactyla; Equidae
Gene: PLEKHG5
Product: pleckstrin homology and RhoGEF domain containing G5
Biological process (GO): Rho protein signal transduction; endothelial cell migration
Cellular component (GO): axon; plasma membrane; endocytic vesicle
Molecular function (GO): guanyl-nucleotide exchange factor activity
Source: RefSeq, a predicted model, not a curated record